Messenger RNA from Amphibalanus amphitrite, 1039 nucleotides. Its product is annotated as casein kinase I-like. The record is from RefSeq and is a predicted model, not a curated record. The transcript is spliced from 5 exons. The coding region runs from base 3 to 494 and encodes 163 amino acids. Gene Ontology annotation, molecular function: protein serine/threonine kinase activity. NCBI's taxonomy places the organism in Eukaryota, Metazoa, Arthropoda, Thecostraca, Balanomorpha, Balanidae.
AGAUGGCCACCUACCUGCGCUACGUGCGGCGGUUGGACUUCUUCGAGGUGCCCGACUACGACUACCUGAGGAAGCUGUUCCAGGACCUGUUCGACCGCAAGGGAUACGUGGCAGACGAGGAGUUCGACUGGACGGGACGCACCGCGUCAACACCAGUGAGCACGCUGCCGGCCAACACGGAGCCGAUCUUGUCUCCGAACCGAGAGCGGCACCUCACCACCAACAAGGGCGCUAAGACGACGGCGGCUGCGUGGCCCGACUCUCACCGGGCCUCCAGUAACAUGCUGGCCGGUAUGCUGACGCCGGCUGACCGGCACGGCUCCGUACAGGUGAUGAGUUCCACAAACGGUGAGCUGGGUGCCGAUGACCCAACGGCCGGCCAGAGCCAGACUCCGAUCGCCGUGCAGCCGGACGUUGACGUCGUCGACGAGACCAAGUACGUGUGUUGCUGCUUCUUCCGGCGGCGGAAGCGGAAGUCGCGCGGCCAGAAGUGACUGAUGUUGGUGCGAGGUCGGCGCCAGCAGGAGGCGGUCGCCAUUCUGCUGCCCUCCUCGCACUCAGCGUCGCGCGACUCGGCGCUCGACAAGUGACCGUCGGACCAGGGUCGCGCAGCGCACGCGGAGAGACUGUCAGGUGCGCGCCUGUCUGUGUGUAGAUGUGUGAGAGAGUUAGAACGACACGAGUGAGAGAACAUAAGGACAACACGUGAGUGAGAAGAGGAAGACACGUGAGCGAGAGGAGCACGAGGACAACACACGAGUGAGAGGAGGCCGAGUGAGAGCGUCUGCGCGCGGGCGGACGGCGGCCGGCCAGCCCGCGCUGAGCAUCUGUACAUACGGCCGACUGACAGCUCACUGCUACCUGUGAUUUCGUUUCAUUUCUCUCGCGCCCAGUUCCAGCGGCUGUGCGGGACUGGCGGGCGGCGUGUCAGCCGAUAUUAUCGAUUGUUGCCUGCCACCGGGCGUGCCAUUGUAUUUGUACGUAUUCCUAGACGCGAGACAGUGAUUUUAUUUAAUUCUGAAUAAAGUGCAUACACUAA